AGUAUCAGCAUUCUUAUCAGGAACUCUCAACGCUCUCGCUUCUCGUUGAUGAAGCUAUCGCUGUUGCCUUUAGCCAGCGAACUAAGCUAGCAUUCAUUCCGGAUACAUCUGCUAGCGCGUAGUACUGCUCAGUUUUAGUUCUAUCGCAGCCAAAGACACAGCUAUCCUACACCGAGGAGUGUUUUCGUUGUUGGAUUGUGUGAUAGACAGGAAAUCGUUUCUACAACAAGAUUACUACAUCCGGUGCCAUACCGGUGCGUUUGGCGAAGAGACGUGCAACAGUGUGCGAGAGAUCCCACCCCGCGCAACGCUCCAACUAAGUAUGGGUCGUGCGGUGAAGCGAGUGACGUUCGGUGAGCGAGUAGCCUUCAGCUGUCUAAUAAUAGCCCUGCUGCUAACACUCUGCAUAGACGAUACGGCCAGUCAAAUAUCGCGCCGACGUCCCCGUAAUGACAAGUGCCCGAAGGUGCGUGCGAUGCGCAACUUUGGGCUGAACGCAAUGAUGGGCUCCUGGUACGUGAUACAGUACUUCGCGUCGACCGAGAUGUUUCCGGAGUAUGGCUGUAUGCGCAGCUCGUUCGUCACCUCGGACGGGUUCGUGACGAUGAACUUUACCUACGUGUUCCUGGAGGACCCGCAGGCCACCUUUCAACAAGGUAACAUCACCUGGAUCAUACCGGACUAUGCGCAACCGGCUCACUGGGUACACGCGGAAAGUAGCUACGAGGAGAUCUACAACACAUACGUGAUCGAUACGGACUAUCGCUCCUGGGCGCUCAUCAUGCACUGUGCGGAGAAGACCAAAUCGCAGAAGUAUCUGUCGGCGCUGAUGCUCGCCCGCGAACCGACGCUCGGUCAAAACGUGAUCAAUUUCUUACGCGAAAAACUGCCACGGUACGAUAUCGAUGUGGAAAACAUGUUUCCCAUACCGCAGGACAACUGUACCAGGAUGGGGGUCGAUGCAUACGCUUACUACGCGUACAACACGUCUUAGCAUGAUGCGAUUAAGGGGUUGAUUGGAUGCAGUUGUCAGUGAGUUUUAGUAGAUAAUAAUUGAAUAAAACGCCACACACAUGGGGACACUGUCCGCAGUAUGGAGAAGCGA
Molecule: messenger RNA, 1105 nt
Organism: Anopheles stephensi (Asian malaria mosquito)
Lineage: Eukaryota; Metazoa; Arthropoda; Insecta; Diptera; Culicidae
Gene: Karl
Product: apolipoprotein D
Exons: 5
Coding region: 323-994 (223 amino acids)
Molecular function (GO): violaxanthin de-epoxidase activity
Source: RefSeq, a predicted model, not a curated record